Medioppia subpectinata is the source of this 2334-nucleotide messenger RNA. Lineage: Eukaryota; Metazoa; Arthropoda; Arachnida; Sarcoptiformes; Oppiidae. The record is from the annotation of a GenBank genome assembly.
AUGACUGGCGACUCACAAAUCCAAGCCAUUAAACGUAAGGCAAACAAAGAGUUGACUACAUUAGUGUGUAAUUACGAGAAGAGUGCCAUUCAGUCACUACCGCCGCCGAGUGUCCCUCACCUUCCAGUGGGCAUCUUUUGGGACAUCGAGAACAUUCAGGUGCCGUUCAAUCGGUCGGCCGUACAACUGGUGGAGCGGAUCCGACAGAAGUGUUUUGAACGCAAGUACCGCGAGAGCGAGUUUCUGGUGGUUUGCGACACACAUAAAGUGAACGAUGAAUUGCUCAACGAUCUGAACGCAGCUCAGGUGACAGUCAUUCACGUGAAUUGCGUGGCGAAGAACGCGGCCGACGAUAAGCUUCGGCAACAGAUCCAGCGUUUUGUUGAUCUCAACGGCUACUCGUCGGCCGUCGUAAUGAUUACGGAUGACGUUAACUUCGCGCCCGUAUUGAGUGAUCUAAGAAAUAGAGGACGCGUUGAGAUAAUGCUAAUCCAAAGACAGGCGGCGCCAGCCCUUAGAAAUUCAGCCGAUUUUGUCAUCAAUUUCACUGAUUUGUCCGAAAACUUGGAAAUCCGACGCAAAACUCAUAGCAAAGAUCGGCCGAUCCCUCUCAUCAAGAAAUGUCUGCACCGAAUGUCGACUAAUUGUGGCGGACGUAAGAUUGCGAUCAAUCCGACGAACGGCACAGCGUUUAUACAUUUCAAGACAAUGACUGACGCCCGACGGGCCCAAUACAGGCUUCACUCCCAGGAAGUGUUUGGACACAGCAUUGACGUGACGUUUAUGGGCCGCCUUAUUGACGACAGCUGUAGCGAUGAGUCCGGCUCAUCGGCAGCUCCUCCACCGCCGCCGCCUGUGGCCACUCAUUCGCCGCAACCAUUGUCUCGAUAUAGUCGUCCGCUUCAAGACUUAAUGUCCACCGAUUAUCGGACGCGUGGAAACUCCGUGUCUUCAGUUCAGUCUCAUCUCAACGAACUGAUGGCUUACUGUUCAAAUCACAGCAGUCAUAGUAAACGACCCGCCAGUGUCGAGAGCUUCCAAUUUGGUCACCAGCCGUCGCAUAAGCAUAUCCUUCCGGCGGUUCACAUAUCGAUAUCGAAAUUAACGAGUAAUGUCCACCACUUGUUGGACACACACGCCGGGUGUAUACCGCUGUACUCAUUCCUCGACUGCUUUUUGGCCGAUUCCAACGAACUGUUGGACACAGUGACGCGACCGGUGGUGGCGUUGGAGCACCUCAUCUCUUGCGUCCCCGGUGUGUGCGUAUCGGUGGCCACCGCGACACUCGUCAAGAAUGUGAUGUGGAUUCCGAACCGCAAUCGGGAGCCCAUCGAGGAGUCUGAAUACGCGGCGAGCGUUCACAGCGUUGGUCGCAAAGGCGGACCCACUCCGGGCCAGAUGUUGGCGCACUUUACCAAAGAGGUACGCGAACUGUUGAAGAGUCAAUCGCACGCCACCAUCGCGUUCAACAAGUUUGUGCCCACAUAUCACACACACUUUGUGCGGCAGCUGUGUGUUGGCCACUACGGGCACACGAAGUUGAUCGACCUGUUGGACGAUUUGCCGCAUAUCGUUCACGUGUACGGCGAGGGCGACGGCCGUAUGAUAACACUCACCCAUAAAGAGCAGACAAAGCGUUUUGCCACAGAUCUGGUGAAAGUACUGAAAGCACAGAACCACUCGCGUCUAAAAUUGUCUGAUUUUCCCGCCGCUUAUCAUCACGUGUUUGGCCGCCCCUUCGACGUGAGCGACUACGGGGUGUGCCUUCUCGACGACAUUCUUCGCGACCUCUACGAGGGAACGGUUAACAUAUCGACGUACGGCUCGAACGACCGGUUGAUUGAAUUGCCCAAAAGGGACCGAUCGGACGAACACAUGCGACGGACGGUGGCGUUCAGUCGCGAAGUGGUGGAACUGUUGCGCUACUCCCGCGAAGUGGUCAACUUUCAGAUGACAUUCUCGUUGUUCAUACCGUGUUAUCACCGGUAUUUCAACCGACAGUGUCGUGUUAUCGACUAUGGCUUUAACAAACUCAUCGAACUCUUGGAGGAGUUGUCGCCGCACGUCAUAGAGAUUAUCGCCAACAGCGAAGACGAGCUCUGCGGCGAGAAGCAGAUCCGUCUCAGUCGCGACAAUCGCGUCCACGCUUUGAUCUCUCGCUUUGAAACAAUACUCCGACACCAGAGCACCCGUUCGCUCAGAAUCGACGACUUUGAGCUGAUUUAUGGGCAAAAAUAUAACUCUGAAAUCGAUUACUUCGAAUUCGGUUCCGUAGAUCUGAUCGAUUUUGUCGACAAAAUGUCGGCCAAUAAGUUCCGAAUAGUGACCACUCAA